Molecule: messenger RNA, 393 nt
Organism: Striga asiatica
Lineage: Eukaryota; Viridiplantae; Streptophyta; Magnoliopsida; Lamiales; Orobanchaceae
Source: the annotation of a GenBank genome assembly
AUGGAACCGGCGAGGCGUUGCAGCGGUGGUUCGCGGCUGCCGGAGUGCGUGCCGGCUGAGAGGCGGCUCAGCAUGACGUGCGUGGAUCUCAUCGGCAAGGUUCCAGAUCGCGGCUUCCUCGACGGGGCUCGAUUGAGGCUCGCGGCUGACCAGAAGGCUCGUGGCUGGGGUCUGUCGGGGUGGCUCGAGCGACGGCAGCUGAACAGAAGGUCGCUGGUGGAAGAGGGAUCGUCGGGUGGUGCAGGUGCAGAGGUCGCGGCCCGUCGGUGGUCAUAUCUGUCGCUGUCAGUGGCUUCUUCAAUCGAAGAACGGAACUCCCUCACCGGGAUCUCGCCAAAUGCACCGAAAAUUCGCCGAAACCUAGUGGUGAACAGGCCGGCCCUCGUCACCUAA